Messenger RNA from Pectinophora gossypiella (pink bollworm), 729 nucleotides. RefSeq names its product cuticle protein 8-like. Gene Ontology annotation, cellular component: extracellular matrix. NCBI's taxonomy places the organism in Eukaryota, Metazoa, Arthropoda, Insecta, Lepidoptera, Gelechiidae. The transcript has 4 exons. Bases 1 to 729 code for a protein of 242 amino acids. The record is from RefSeq and is a predicted model, not a curated record.
AUGAUCAUAGCACUAGCACUGAGACAGUCGCAGGUAGUCUUCCUCAGUGUAUUUGUGGCCAUCUGCCACGCUGGUGUGCUGGUAGAAGACAACCACCAUGCAGUAUCCAGUCAGAGCAUCGUCCGUCACGAUCAGCCGGCCCAUCAACUGAAUACACACUUUGCCACUCCUGUUCUCACCCACGCAACUCCUAUCAUCCAACACGCAGCUCCUAUCAUCCAACACGCAACUCCUAUUGUCCACCACGCCACCCCCAUAGUGCACCACGCCGCCCCCAUAGUGCAUCACGCUGCUCCCAUAGUGCAUCAUGCCGCUCCCAUAGUGCAUCAUGCUGCCCCUGUAGUCCAACACGUCGCCCCCCUGGUUCAACAUCUCCAGGCAGCCCCAGUUGAAGUCCACGCUCAGCCCGAAGAAUACGCUCCCGCGCACUACGAGUAUUCUUACUCCGUGGAAGACCCCCACACUGGUGACCACAAGUCGCAGCGCGAGUCCCGCGACGGCGACGUGGUGAAGGGAGAAUACUCCCUGCUGCAGCCUGAUGGCUCCAUCCGUAAGGUCGAAUACACCGCUGAUCAGCAUAGCGGCUUCAACGCGAUCGUGCACACUUCUUCCCCGCACGCCGCCCCCGUUUCGCACGCCGCCCCCAUUUCACAAGGCGCUCCCAUUUCACACGCCGCCCCCGUUCUACACGCCGCCCCCAUUGUCAAUGUGCUGGCCAACCACCAUUAA